Messenger RNA from Dermacentor albipictus, 813 nucleotides. Its product is annotated as piggyBac transposable element-derived protein 4-like. The record is from RefSeq and is a predicted model, not a curated record. Lineage: Eukaryota; Metazoa; Arthropoda; Arachnida; Ixodida; Ixodidae.
AUGGAAACUCUCGCUGAGAGGAGCAUCCUAGCCGCAGGGACAGUUCGCACCAACAGAAAGGAUUUGCCCGAAGAACUGAAGCGAAACAACAAGCUAAAGAAGGGAGAAUACCUGUGGCACUCCAAAGGUCAGGUCACAGCCUAUCAGUGGCGUGACACUAAAGAUGUUCACCUUUUGUCCAAUUUCCAUGAUCCGACGGAAACUGUCGAAGUGUCACGGAAGCUUGCCAAUGGCUCUUCGGUGGCUGUGAUCUGCCCAAAAGCACUGGCAGACUACAACAUGUCGAUGGGGGCCGUAGACAAAUUUGAUCAAAAGCGAAAUGCCUACACUUCUGAUAGGCGUUCCAAGAAGUCCUGGUAUAGGAUAUUUUAUUUUCUCUUCGAUGCUUCUGUCGUCAAUGCAUUCAUUCAAUACUGCGCCAACAAUGACAUAACAUACUUGUGGUUCCGGCUUGUUCUAGGACGGCAACUCAUAAAUGGACAAACGUUCAGGCACUACCCUAGCACUGGACCAUUCCGGAAGAACAAGGAGGGCCGAAAGAACGGCCAAAAGAUGGUUGGAGUCUCGGAGGAAAUUCGAUUCACAGGCAGCGGCCACAAUCCACAAAAAGUUCCCACAAGGCGAAGGUGCAGGUGGUGCUCCACCACAGGAAAUGAGGUCCGCACAAAGUUCAUGUGUGGGGUGUGCAAGGUGCCCCUGUGUGCCACUUGUUUUGGUGCCUUCAUGAGACAACGGGACAGUGUUGUCCCACUUCCAAAAUCCACGGAAUGUGCCAAUGGGACAUAUACGUCCCACUUUUUUCUAAUAAACUAA